Fusarium oxysporum Fo47 is the source of this 1713-nucleotide messenger RNA. Its product is annotated as Alpha/Beta hydrolase protein. Bases 1 to 1713 code for a protein of 570 amino acids. The record is from RefSeq and is a predicted model, not a curated record. The transcript is spliced from 4 exons. NCBI's taxonomy places the organism in Eukaryota, Fungi, Ascomycota, Sordariomycetes, Hypocreales, Nectriaceae.
AUGCGUGUAUUCAACUACUUGCUACCGUUGACCGCUGCGUUGACCCAGCAAGUCACCGCAGCCCCAACCUCUAAGGAAAACUCGACCUAUCUCCCCGUCGUUGAUCUAGGCUAUGAACUCCACCGCGCCCUCUGGCACAACCCCGACACCGACCUCUACAAAUUUCAAAACGUCCGCUACGGCCGGUCCCCCACCGGCGACCUCCGCUUCCGCGCCCCCCAAUCCCCCCUUAAGAACCGCACCGCCGUCCAGACCGGCGCAGGGACGCGCAUAUGCCCUCAAGGUCAGCCCCAAUGGCAAGCCAAGACGCUGAUGGCCAUCGGCAAGUACUCGAACCCGACGGUGCCCUUUACCUUGGAGGGCUGGGUGGAGGCGAUCGAGAACGGGAUGGUGCCACCGGGGAAUAUUAAUGCGAAUGCGACGGAGGAUUGUUUGUUGCUGGAUGUGCAUGUUCCCAAGAAGGUGCUCAAGGCGGUGGGGACGGAGGAUGAGGAGGGUGUGCCGGUGCUUGUAUUCAUCCACGGCGGCGGCGGCGUCUUCGGCUCCAAAGACGGCUCCGGCCCCACCCUCUUCGAACCCUCCGGCAUCCUCGCCCAGGCCCAAUCCACCUUCAAUCAAGACUUCGUCUUCGUCACCCUCAACUACCGCCUCGGGGCUCUCGGCUGGCUCAACAGCGCCGAGGUGCUUGCGGACGGCGACGCCAACGCGGCCCUCCUCGACCAGCGCUUCGCCCUCCAGUGGGUCCAGGACAACAUUCACCUGUUUGGCGGGUCGAAGGAGCACGUCACGAUUAUGGGAGAGUCUGGGGGUGGGAGUUCGGUUCUUCAUCACUUGAUCGCUGCUGGUGCGGAUAGGGAGCGGCGGGGGGGGACGUGUAAGCCGACUAACAAGUUGUUUCAGCAGGCUAUUUCGCAGAGUCCGGCUGAUGUACCCGUGGCAACCAGCGAUCCAGAUGAGCUCUACGACGAGUUCCUCUCCAUUCUCAAAGCUGAUAACCUAGACGCCGCCAGGUCCAUGUCCUCCGCCGCCGUCAUCGCCGCCAACGCCGCCCAAGUCGCCGCCUUCCCCCACACAAACUAUGUUCACGCCCCCAUCGUCGACUCCGACACCUCCUUCGGUCCCGUGAUCAAAUCCCUGCAAGAAGGCAAGUUCGAUAAGUCCGUGAAAGUAAUGGCAGCGCACAACAUCUUCGAGGGCGGGUUCUUCUUCGAUCCGAACGUAAAGACAGAUGGGGACUUUGAUGAGUGGUUGAAGAGGUCGCUCCCAGGGCUGGAUGGGGAGCAGAGGGGGGAGUUGGCGGAGAAGGUGUAUCCACCUGUGUAUGAUGGGUCGUUGGGAUAUGUGGACAUGAAUACCAGGCAGAUGAGAGUAUGGGGUGAGUCGGCCAUUGACUGUUCCUUCAACGCCAUCAGCCAGGCUACCAAGGACAAGAGCUACGCUUACGAAUUCGGUGUCUCCCCCGGUUUCCACAUCCAGGACCUCUCCUAUACCUUCGGCACCCCCGCCACCGCCAUGCGCCCGUCGCAGAAGUCUCUCCAACUCGCCAUCGCCGGCUUCGUCCUGAAGGGUGUGCCAGUCCUGGAGGGCGGGAAGGAGUUCCCUUUCUUCGGUGACGAGGGUCUGCUUGUUAAUAUUACGGCUGCGGGGGCUGUGCCUUCGGUGCCGAAUAAUGUCAACCAGACCAGGUGUGAGUGGUGGACGUCAAUUGCCUAA